Messenger RNA from Grus americana (Whooping crane), 4489 nucleotides. RefSeq names its product solute carrier family 5 member 9 (gene SLC5A9). Gene Ontology annotation, biological process: transmembrane transport. Gene Ontology annotation, cellular component: plasma membrane. Gene Ontology annotation, molecular function: D-glucose:sodium symporter activity. The record is from RefSeq and is a predicted model, not a curated record. NCBI's taxonomy places the organism in Eukaryota, Metazoa, Chordata, Aves, Gruiformes, Gruidae. The coding region runs from base 392 to 2392 and encodes 666 amino acids. The transcript is spliced from 16 exons.
CACACCUCUGCAGCUGGCCCGAGGAGUGGGGAGCAGAGCAGCUCCUGCCAGAACGGGACCGAGGGCAGGAGGGCCAUGCGACCGCUGAGCAGCAAAGAAGGGCAUUGCUGCAGAUGCGCUUGAGGCCCCCAGAGUAAGCCCUGCUGAGUCUGCCAGGGUGGCAGCCCCAAACCAAAUCUCUCCCAAGGACAUCAGUCAUAGCCCCUACCUUUGCCUGCUACCCCAACCCACUGCCCUGUCUUCUCCUACAGCAGCAUCCCCUCCAUAGGAGUGCUCAGGAAACAUCUCCAGCAACCUUGUGAUUUCCCUGGUGCUACUGCGGGGAAGCGAUGAAGGCCAGCGUGCACCAAAGUCCAGUGUGAGAGAGAAAAUCAGCAGUUCACUCGCCGCCAUGAGCCAGCCAACCUCAGCCACCACGGAGCUGCCCGUGCUGCCGGGGGACACGACAGCAGCCUUUGGGGUGGCAGACAUCAUCGUUGUGGUUUUUUACUUUGUCUUUGUCCUUGCCGUCGGGAUAUGGUCAUCGAUAAGAGCAAGCCGGGGGACCAUUGGAGGCUAUUUCCUAGCUGGACGAUCCAUGACUUGGUGGCCUAUUGGAGCAUCCCUGAUGUCAAGCAACGUGGGCAGUGGCUUAUUCAUUGGCCUGGCAGGAACUGGAGCAGCUGGGGGUCUUGCUGUUGGGGGCUUUGAGUGGAAUGCCACCUGGGCACUUCUGGCUCUCGGCUGGAUCUUUGUGCCUGUUUACAUCGCAGCAGGAGUGGUCACCAUGCCCGAGUACCUUCAGAAGAGAUUUGGAGGGCAGAGGAUACAAAUCUACAUGUCCAUACUGUCCCUCGUUCUCUAUAUAUUCACCAAGAUAUCUACAGACAUUUUUUCCGGAGCAUUGUUCAUCCAAAUCUCUUUGGGCUGGAACCUCUACUUGUCCACUGUGGUCUUGCUAGCAGUGACUGCUGUCUACACCAUAGCUGGCGGUUUAACGGCUGUGAUAUACACAGAUGCACUGCAAACCCUGAUCAUGGUGCUGGGAGCUUUGGUCCUCAUGUUCAUAGGAUUUGAAAAAGUUGGCUGGUAUGAAGGACUUCAGGAGAAAUACAGCACAGCAAUACCAAAGAUCAUAGUCCCAAACACGACCUGUCACCUUCCACGUGGGGAUGCCUUUCAUUUGUUCAGGGAUCCAGUCACAGGAGACAUUCCUUGGCCUGGCCUUAUAUUUGGUCUCUCUGUGCUGGCUCUUUGGUGCUGGUGCACUGACCAGGUGAUAGUCCAGAGGUCUCUCUCUGCCAAGAACCUCUCCCAUGCCAAAGGUGGAUCGGUGCUGGGAGGAUAUCUGAAAAUCUUCCCUAUGUUUUUCAUUGUCAUGCCAGGAAUGAUCAGCAGAGCUCUUUACCCAGAUGAAGUGGGCUGCGUAGACCCAGACAUCUGUAAAAGGGUCUGUGGAGCUGCAGUGGGUUGUUCCAACAUCGCCUACCCCAAACUCGUAAUAGAGCUCAUGCCCGAUGGGCUCCGGGGUUUGAUGAUUGCUGUGAUGAUGGCAGCCUUGAUGAGUUCCCUCACCUCCAUUUUCAACAGCAGCAGCACUCUCUUCGUUAUAGACAUCUGGCAACGGAUCCGCAGAAAGGCUUCAGAGCAGGAGCUGAUGAUUGUGGGCAGAAUCUUCAUCCUCAUCCUUGUAGUCAUCAGUAUUCUCUGGAUCCCGAUCAUUCAAUCAGCCAACAGCGGCAAGCUCUUUGACUACAUUCAGUCCAUAACCAGCUAUCUAGCCCCACCGAUCACAGCUCUCUUCAUCUUGGCAAUCUUCUGCAAGAGGAUUAAUGAGCCUGGUGCUUUCUGGGGUCUCAUGGUUGGGCUAGCUGUUGGUCUCGUUCGGAUGAUCAUCGAGUUUAUUUAUAGCACACCGUCUUGUGGUGAGGAGGACAGAAGACCAGCUGUGCUAAAGGACUUGCACUACCUCUACUUUGCCCUCAUCCUCUGUGUCCUCACUGCAAUUGUCAUUGUCCUUGUUAGUCUCUGCACCCCACCGAUCCCCGAAGAAAAGCUCGCUUGCCUGACGUGGUGGACAAGACACAGAAAAGCACCUGCCAUUGACCUGAAAAAUUACAAGAGUGAAGAAGCACAGAUCAAUCCAGCCAACGGAGAGAGUGACUUGGUCGAAAGUGCAGAUUCAGGUGAUAAGGAGGAGUCAGCAGCCAAGCCUCCCUGCUGGAAAAUGCUGUACUUGUGGUUCUGUGGUCUGUCCACCGGUCCUGCACCCACCCUGUCCCAGGAGGAGAGAGCUGCCCUGGAGCGGAGACUCACCAGCAUCGAGGAAAAGCCCCUGUGGAAGACUGUUUGCAAUGUUAAUGCUAUUGUCCUGCUGACCGUUAAUGUCUUUCUGUGGGCAUAUUUUGGCUGAGGUGGGGUCAGGCAGCAUGUGGCUUUGGUUUCUCUCAGAGGUCCUCAUCUUCAUGUCUAAGCCAGAGGCGUCGGGUGACAGACACCCUGGUGAUGGUCCCCGGAGGUGCUGGCACGCCUUGGUGCAGCCCUUCCCCAGAGGCACUGUUUGCUGGAAAUGACUGUGGGGCUCGGUUUCUCCACAAGAUAAGGGGUGACCAAGACUCAAAACUGGUCACAUCCAGGAUGCAGGGAAUGUGUGGGACAGUGUGAAGUCAGGAGACCCAUGGUCAAUUUUAAAGGUGCUGAGCCAAGUCCAGCAAGGGGCAAAGGCUUUGGAAAGUCUGGUUGUGUCAUGGCUGGGUCCUCGCUCCCCUCAUGCACCAGCUCAGGGCUGACUUUGCUCUGCUGCUCUUAGUGGAAGGACUUCUGGUUUUCACUGGUGUGGGGAAGGACACCUAAGCACUACCUGCACGUUUUUUUAUAUGGCCAAAAUUCAGAUGGGGUUAGUGUGGGACUGCUGGAUUAGCUCAGCAGCGACAACCUUAGCUCCCACAGCAACCCCAGGACCUGAGUUGGAUCCCCCCCCGCCCCGAGCUGGCAUCGGCAGCAGGGACAGGGGCUUCCCUGCUCACCCUGUGCCCCCCCCACCUUGCCCAUUCUGCGGCGUGACAGUGGGUCUUACAACAACCUGACCUUGUUUACUCGUUGGGCCAAUCCUGCCCCUUAACAGCAUUACCAGCAAUAAAGGUGCCUUAGUAAUGAAGCCAAUUUUGACUUUGGAUUAUUGUGGUUAUAUAUCCUGCACUGACGCACAAAGCUCUCACUGGGACCAUGGUGACCUGGCUGUGGUAGGGUAAAGAAAUAGCCCUCCUUGGGCCAGGUCCAAGGCUGGACCUUGCCCUGCUUGUGCAAGUCCAGGCCCCUCUGACCCACCUUGGUUUCAUCUUGAAAUGUGGCAUGGCUAUAACCUUUUAAUCCACCUCUGGAGGAAGAGGUGGCGGUACCCACUGUUAGUAUCUUUGGUGGUUAGGAUGCUCAUCUGGAGAAGGUCCACAGAGAUGUGACCCCUCCACUCCAGUAUUUGAGGGUCACAUCCAAGCCACCAGGCAUGGGCUGUGUGGGGAGGCGAGGGCAUGCAGUGAAGUACAAUGCCAUAAAGAUGAAGAAAAUGAGUCAUGAUCCAGCAAGGCGAGAACAAACAAGGCUCUGUGCCCACCCGUCACAGGGAGCCCAGGUCAUGGUUCUCCCGCUCAUUCUCGGUUCGGAUGGAGGAGACUGAAUCAGCCAUGCAGGACAGGGUCUGUGCUGUGCUCAUGCAGGUCAAUACAAGCACUUGCUUUUUCUAAGAGGAAAAAGUAGAUUUUCUUUGAAUAAGGGAGAGCUCAGCUCUGUGAGUCGCCCGUCCAUCCCUGUGGGAAGAGGCGUGCGCCACAGAGCUUGCCUUGUCUUUCCACUAUUCAAUUUCGAGCAGGUGGUGCCCAGAUCAGAGGGUGCCUCAAAACAUUUAGAGGAAAUCAAGUUACCAGCUGUGAUUAAUAGCUGGUAAAUGUCUAAUAAUAACGGACACAUUUCUAAUGCAGAUAGAAAUACCAGGGCGCUCGCCUCCUCGCCUAGAGCAGCGAGGUGCUGAGUGCUCCUGAGCCACAGAGCCCCUCAGCAGCACUUAGCUCAAUGCCUUUGUUGGCUUUUUUGGACCCCACAUCCGCUACAGCCAUGGGGAAAGCGACGUGGAAUAGGAUGAGGAAAACUGGGGCAGUUUUUUUAAACAUUUGGGAUUAUUCUUCUCCCUUAAGAAAAAUUCAGUUUUGCAGAAAAUAAAGUGAACUUUACUACUUUUUUUUUUGGUUGGUUGGUUCGGUUUUUUACAUGACACAAAUAGUUUUAAUCUUUGGAUAUACGAUGCUGACCUCACGCCAUGGACGCUAGAAGAUGACGUUUCCUUUAAAAUGCUGAUGUCUAUGUCAGUUAAACAAAGUAAUGAGCUUUGAGAGAUGUGACUGCAUCCCUGAGCUUGGCCCACAGAAAGAAUGGACACAUCUGCACUGCCAGAUGCAGCCAGCUGUGCACCCCACAGGAGAAACACGUUUCAUUGGUAAAUUUAUUUGACUUACUACUC